AUGACUGACCUCAAUACCAAAGUCGACAUCAAGGAUGAGACAGUCACUCAAUACUUUGAGAACUCGGAGGACACGCAGGGUGAAGUCUUGGAAACAAGAUACGCCGGUGAGAACUCGAUAAAGAUGUUGAUCAACUGGCUAGAUGCUGAUAUCCCCANNGGUCUUGGACGAUGGGUCACUGUCAAGACCUUUUGGAAGGCCAUGCUUUUCUGCAUGGUUCUGAACUGGGCUGCCCUCAAUGAUGGCGUGAGUAGCCUCAUUAAAGCUCCGGACAUCGGUACUGACAUCCUUCGCAGUNUCCAGCAGCAAGUCCCUGGCAAUGUCAUUCCCAUGCAAGCAUUCAUCAAUCAGAUGCACGAUACUACGAUCGACGGCAAGCCAGCAGUCAGCGCCAAAACCGUCUCAUACUGGCAGGGAUUUGCAGAGAUGUCCAAGACUGUCGGCAUGUUUGCUGGAGGAUGGUUUGCCGAUCGCUUCGGCAGAAAUUGGCAAAGUUGGCUCGGUGCAGCAGUCCUAGUCCGUCUGGGCGUCGGACUUGCGCAAUCGAUUCUCAUCACAUACAUUUCCGAGAUUGCUCCCUUCCAGAUCCGUGGUUUCAUGAUCGGUGCUUACCAACUCUGCCUCGGAUUCGGACAGCUCAUUGCAGCUAUCGCGACUCAGCUGGUCGUCGAGCACCAGCCCAACAAGUGGAAGCCUCUGAUUGCUACCGAGUUUGCAUUCACUGCCGUAAGUACAUAUUCUGGUAGACUUGUUAGCCCAAGACAACAUGCUGAACACUCUUCCAGGNUACUCGUCAUCUUCAUCUGGUUUAUUCCCGAGUCUCACAUCUACCAUUCUCGCAAAGGCCAGCAUGAACAGGCCAAACGUUCGAUGCUCAAUCUCUAUGGCAAUAUUCCUGGAUACGAUGUGGAACACGAAUAUCGAGUCAUUCAACACGGUAUCGAAGCUGAAUUAGAGCUGGCUUCGGCUUCACGCAGCUCGUCCUUCUUUGAGAUCUUCAACAGCCAGAAUUGGCGUAGAACACUUGCUGGUUGUCUCGGUAUCUGUAGUCAGUGGGCUGCUGGCGCUCCUAUCGUCUUUUCCUAUUCGACANNUACUUCUUCAAAGUCGCUGGACUUGCAGACCCUUUUCUCGUCACAAUCAUCACGUUCGUUCCAGCCUGAGGCCACCGUCGAGUCCGGUGCUAACGGUAUUCAGAUNUCGUGCUUCUCAUCAUCUCGAUCUCUGCAUCGCUGGUUGCUUGCGAGCAUAUCGGACGUAGACCUCUGCUUGUUGGUGNGCUGUUUCAUGAUGUGUGUCUUCAACAUCUGUCUUGGCACGACCGCCUUCUUCAAGACCGUCGGAGCAGGAAAAGCAGCUCUCGGCUUCUUGUUGCUAUGGGUCAUCUGCUAUGGAGCUUCAGCUGGUCCCAUUGGCUUUGUCGCCGCUGGAGAAACCUCGACACCUCGUCUCAGAGCUCAGACGACUUCUUUCAAUCUGGGAUGCUAUGGUCUCGGCUUUCCCGAUGCUGCCAAUCUUGGUAUCAAGGCAGUGUAUGUAUGGGCCGGACUUCUUGUACCCUUUACCAUUCUCCUCUGGCUCUACUAUCCUGAGACUUACGGUCGUACCUACUGGGAGCUUGAUGAACUCUACGAGCGCAAGAUCCCUGCUUGGAAGUUCAAGAACACUCCGACCACUUCCGACCAGAGUGGAAACAAGAACGCGGCUCUGAUGUCGGAGCGGGCGAAGCAGGAGGCCAAGACGAUUGCCUGA
Messenger RNA from Aureobasidium uvarum, 1752 nucleotides. NCBI's taxonomy places the organism in Eukaryota, Fungi, Ascomycota, Dothideomycetes, Dothideales, Saccotheciaceae. The record is from the annotation of a GenBank genome assembly.